AUGGAAAAGUUAACAGCUUUUCAGCUAAAUAAUCCUCGAAAGUUAUACUUAUUGGCGAAAAAACUCGAUGAGCGACGGUAUUUCGAAGUUUUCUUGCAUGAUUCCCAAGCGAAGGUUUUACACUAUAUUCUUUCAGCUUCCUCUUAUGAUAUAUGGUAUAAUUUUCUCGAGGGUAACUGUGUUCUCAAGUAUUUCAAAAAUGAGGAUAUAGAUCUUGAAGAUGCCGUUGAAGAAGGAAACCAGGCUAUCAAAAUGCUAGCUUUGCAUAUACGAUAUUUGCUUUGGGAAAAGGCAGUAGAUUACUAUUAUAACUCUGACAGCUUGGACGGCUAUUACAUUGAAGAAGUCUCUGAUGACUAUGAGCUCAUUGACCAAUUGGAUGAUCUUAGUGAUGAUCGAAAAGAAAACAGCGAGCAAAAGAUAAUCGAGACUACAUCGCAAGCAGUACGGGAAGAAGAAGAAAAUUACGAUGAUGAUGAUGAUGAUGAUGAUGAAGAAGAAGAAGGCGAGGAAUCACAUCUGAAGCAACAAAAUGUUCCAGCUUCUGAAGGAAAACAAGAUAAUACGGAAAUCAAAUAUACUGAAGAAAACCAAGUAAUUUUAGAGAUACCGACUUCAAUUUUUAAAAGUGAGAGUGAGCUGCAUGUCAAUCAAGUUUCGAGAACUGAUUUUGAACAACCUAAUAAUGAGGUUGCGAUGAAUGAUCAAGAGGCACUAAUAAAAGAAUUCAACAAAGUCUACCACAGUUUUGAAUACGAUCGUGAAACGCUCAUCAAGCGUCGGAAAUUGGAGAAAAGUGACAUGAAAUUGGAAGAAUCGCAAACUAUAACGGAAAAGGAUGCUGAUUCAUCCUCUAACAAUAUGAGCAUCAAUUUGGGCCCCGCUUCAACUUCAUUGCAGCAUUUGUUGGAAACUAUUCAACAGAACAGAGAUGAAAUUUCUCUUAAUGACUUUGAAUUGCGAAAUCUCUUCAUGGAUGUCAGAAAAAGUCGGGGAAAGUGGGCAAGUGAUGAAAGGGUUGGUCAGGAAGCACUUUAUGAAGCUUGUGAGAAAGUUGUUAUGGAACUACGAGGUUAUACAGAACACUCGACUCCAUUUUUGAACAAAGUAUCGAAACGGGAGGCGCCUAAUUAUGGUCUCAUUAUUAAAAAGCCUAUGGAUCUUAAUACUGUAAUGAAAAAACUUAGAGGCUUGAGUUACAAUUCAAAGAAAGAGUUUGUAGAUGACCUUAUGUUGAUUUGGUCAAACUGCUUGACAUAUAACGCAGAUCCCAAGCAUUUCCUUAGAGCUCAUGCCAUUGCAAUGCAAAAGAAGACCAUCAAAUUAAUACCAAAAAUACCGGACGUUACGAUCAAAAAUAGGACCGAGUUAGAGAAGGAAGAAGAAAAUGGCGAGCUAGAAAGUAGAAACGAUUCUCCUGACCCUGUUUCAGGUAAAAGUUACAAAAAAGGAAGAAAAAGGGCCAAAGAGCAAGAUCAGGUAGUAAAAUCAGAGCCUGAAGAACCUUCGGAAACUCCAGAACCCGUGCAGUCAGCUGUUGGAUCCAAAACUAUUCAAAGUACACUGGCUGCUGACUCUGCGGCUGUAGAUCAAAUUGAAGAGGACGAAGAUGACGAUGAAGACAAUAAUGAUGCCGCUGACAAUGAUGAAGAAGAGGAAGAGGAAGAGUUUGAUCCCGAAUUACAGGCAUGGAAGACAUUAACCGCAAAAUCUAGAGCUGAGUACUGUGCUCAAAGGUCACAGUUGUUUGACGCAUCAUCAAAGUUGAAUAUGAGCGCACCUGCAAUUUUACGAGGAUCGAGGGCCAUGAACAAUUUUAGCCACUACUUAGCUAAUCAGGAAGUUGUUCCAAAGAGUGGAAAUUUAAUAGAAGGAGAGGAACCUUAUUUAUUGGAACAUGAUAUUACUGGAGGCGUCCCUGGUCUUUUGUAUAGAGGAGUUGAAGAAGAUGAAGAAGAUAGGAGAGAGCAAAAGUUGAUUGAUUUUGACCUAGGGCAACUGAGAAGGAAACAUUCAAGCUUCGUUUUGCCUACCGACUCAGGUUUGAAUAAGUUAUACUUUGAAAACAUUACAGAAAUUCAAGAGAUUAGAAGGAUAUGCUUCAAAAUCUCGUUAAUAAGACAAAUGCAAACCCAGCAGUUCGUUCAUCAUACUCAAAUGAAGCAGCCAGAGAUUGAACCAAUAAAAGAAGUCGACGUAGAUCCUAUAUCGCGGCUUGCAAACCAUGAUCCUUUUACUCAAGAAGUUCAAUAUAGCGUUUUGAGAAGAAAUGUGAGCAAGAUAGCUAUGCAAACAGGAUUUGAAUGUACAGAGCCCGUAGCUAUUAAUACACUUACUCAGAUUGCCGAGAGAUUCAUGAGUAAUCUUAUUAAAUCGUUGAAAUUGCAUUCUGAGUCUAGCUCUUCAAAUAGAUUAACGAGUCGCCAAAUAUUACUUCUUUCGCUUCUAGAGAAUGGAAUUCAGAAGCCCGAUGAUCUCUAUACAUUUGUUAGUGAAAGAAUUGUGAAACAACAGGAAAAGUUAAAGGCUUUGCGAACAAAUUUGUCUAAUUUUUUGAAAGAUUUGUUAAGACCAGGGUUAGAAACUUUCAAAGAGAACAACUUUGAAGAUAAUAGCGAACAGUUUGUUACAGGUGACUUUUCAAAUGAUAUUGGGGAUGAUUAUUUUGGUUUCAAGGAAUUAGGAUUAGAUAAAGAAUUCAAGCUAUUAAGUUCUUCUAUUCCUAUAAAUUUGUUGCAUUCAAGGCUACAGAAUUCGUACACGAAUAGUGAUAGCGUCACGAGGCAACAGAGAUAUGAAGAUUUAAUAGAGUUUGAGGUGCCGAGACUAACGGCUGCUGAUAUCGAUAAUCAAAUAGGUUUAUUAAAGUCGUUUUAUCAAAAGUUACUUGAAAAGUCAAAAACUCUUUUCAUAAAGAAUCAGAAAAAGAAAGGAGAAUCGACAGAAUUGCCUGAUCCCAACCUGCUCCUCUUGAUCGAAGAUGAAGAGUUACCCCAGAAACAGAGAAAUAUAAGACCGAGACUACCACCUACUGGUAAGAUUGCAUCCGUGAAAAAAAGAACUAUUGCAGGAUCUUUCUUUUUACCUGACGAUGAAGGUCUUAUAGAUCAGACUCACAAAGGAGAAUCUGCUAUGGUAUAG
Messenger RNA from Priceomyces carsonii, 3141 nucleotides. It is a transcript of the gene SPT7, whose product is annotated as SAGA histone acetyltransferase complex subunit. NCBI's taxonomy places the organism in Eukaryota, Fungi, Ascomycota, Pichiomycetes, Serinales, Debaryomycetaceae. The record is from RefSeq and is a predicted model, not a curated record. Gene Ontology annotation, molecular function: protein heterodimerization activity; structural molecule activity. The transcript has a single exon. Gene Ontology annotation, cellular component: SAGA complex; SLIK (SAGA-like) complex. Gene Ontology annotation, biological process: regulation of transcription by RNA polymerase II. The coding region runs from base 1 to 3141 and encodes 1046 amino acids.